Protobothrops mucrosquamatus (brown spotted pit viper) is the source of this 1143-nucleotide messenger RNA. It is a transcript of the gene ST8SIA3, whose product is annotated as ST8 alpha-N-acetyl-neuraminide alpha-2,8-sialyltransferase 3. The coding region runs from base 1 to 1143 and encodes 380 amino acids. Lineage: Eukaryota; Metazoa; Chordata; Lepidosauria; Squamata; Viperidae. Gene Ontology annotation, molecular function: alpha-N-acetylneuraminate alpha-2,8-sialyltransferase activity. Gene Ontology annotation, biological process: oligosaccharide metabolic process; N-glycan processing. The record is from RefSeq and is a predicted model, not a curated record. The transcript has 4 exons.
AUGAGAAGCUGCAAGAUGGUCCGAGUGGUGAGUGUUCUGGGGCUAGUGAUGGUCAGCGUGGCUCUCUUGAUUUUGUCCUUGAUCAGCUACGUGUCCCUGAAAAAAGACAACAUCUUCACCACUCCCAAAUAUGCCAACACGGGAGUGCCAAGAAUGUACAUGCUCCAUGCCGGAUUUAGGUCACAGUUUGCACUGAAGUUCCUUGAUCCUUCCUUUGUACCCAACACAAAUUCCUUGAAUCAGGAGGUGCAGGACAAAUCGCCCAAGUGGACAUUCAACAGAACAGCGUUCUUACAACAAAGACGAGAAAUCCUUCAGCAUGUGGACGUGAUCAAAAACUUUUCUUUAACAAAGAACAUGGUACGGAUCGGACAGCUGAUGCAUUAUGAUUAUUCCAGCCAUAAGUACGUCUUCUCCAUUAGCAAUAGCUUCCGCUUGUUGCUUCCGGAUGUCUCGCCGAUUCAGAACAAGCACUACAACAUUUGCGCUGUUGUGGGAAACAGUGGAAUUCUUCUCGGCAGUCAGUGCGGGCAGGAAAUAGACAAAUACGAUUUUGUUUUCCGUUGCAAUUUUGCACCCACCGAAGCAUUCCAGAAAGAUGUUGGAAAGAAAACCAACAUCACCACUUUUAACCCGAGCAUUUUGGAGAAGUAUUACAACAAUCUUUUGACCAUUCAAGAUCGCAAUAACUUUUUUCUAAGCUUGAAGAAGCUGGAUGGAGCUAUUCUCUGGAUUCCAGCUUUUUUCUUCCAUACUUCAGCCACUAUUACCAGAACUUUGGUAGACUUCUUUAUUGAGCAUCGAGGACAAUUAAAAGUCCAGUUGGCUUGGCCAGGAAAUAUAAUGCAACAUGUUAACAGGUACUGGAAAAACAAGCAUUUGGCCCCCAAGCGACUCAGCACAGGUAUCUUGAUGUACACCCUUGCAUCCGCGAUUUGUGAUGAAAUCCACCUGUACGGGUUUUGGCCCUUUGGCUUCAACCCAAACAACAGAGAGGAUCUUCCCUACCACUAUUUUGACAAGAAAGGAACCAAGUUUACUACAAAAUGGCAAGAAUCCCAUCAGCUGCCUGCCGAAUUCCAGCAGCUCUUUCGAAUGCAUGGUGAAGGACUUGCAAAACUGACUUUAUCCCACUGUGCCUAA